Messenger RNA from Orbicella faveolata, 2954 nucleotides. RefSeq names its product major facilitator superfamily domain-containing protein 12-like. Lineage: Eukaryota; Metazoa; Cnidaria; Anthozoa; Scleractinia; Merulinidae. The record is from RefSeq and is a predicted model, not a curated record. Gene Ontology annotation, cellular component: plasma membrane. Gene Ontology annotation, biological process: carbohydrate transport. Gene Ontology annotation, molecular function: symporter activity.
ACAUUAGAUGUCCGCGAGCAGACUUUUACAAUUUUAAUUUGUCCCGAAGGAGUUUUCCCUGCUUGUUGGCCGUAAUUAUUUCAGGUCGUCGCUUCAACGCCAAGCAAUGGACCGCUUGUUGAACUGUUUUAGCUGCAAAAACUCUCAACAGAAGACAUCCCGAGAGAAUAGACUAGCAAGCGGUCAAAAGGUUUGCUAUGGCGUUGGACAUAUCCUGAAUGACCUUGCUGCAAAUGCCUGGUUCAGCUAUCUUAUUAUUUACUUAACCAAAGUUGCUGGCCUGUCAAACAGCCAUACGGGGAUAGUUGUUAUGGCAGGACAACUGACGGAUGGAAUCUGCACACCGAUCACCGCCAUCCUCAACGACAAAACUGUGUGUCGUUAUGGGCGAAGAAAAAUCUGGCAUCUACUGGGGUCAAUCUGCGUGAGCUUCUCCUUUCCUCUUCUGUUCACUCAGCUUCUUCGCGGUGAAGCAAGCGAUUCCCUGAAGCUUGCAUAUUAUAUCAGUAUAGCGGCUGUGUUUCAGUUUGGUUGGGGCUGUGUUCAAAUUAGUCACCUUUCACUUAUUCCAGAGAUCGCCAUCAGGGAAUCAGAAAAAGUCGAAUUGAAUGCUAUAAGGUCAGCUUUGCGGUUUGUCUGCGGUAUUUUCGUAUUUGGCGUGACGUGGAUUCUGUUACGAAGAAGUUCGGAAUCUAGUAUUUCGUCAGCUACAUGGAAACAGUUCAUGUAUCUUGGCUUGAUUAUAACCGCCACCGGUUCACUGUUUAACGUCAUUUUUCACGUUGGCGUCAAAGAGCCCCCUUCAGAUGCAUUACGGGUAUGGCUGGAGGAACGGAAAAAUGGAAAACACAAACGAAAAAAGGUUGAACGGAAAGGAAGCGAAAGAAACGCUCUCCUGACGCAAGCCCUGUAUCAACGUCCUUCUCCCAGUAGAAGAAGUGGCGCCUCACCUGCUGUGGUAGUGACGCUCUGUGAGAAACAAAACAAAAUAGCAGCUGGUAAGGGUGGUAAUGAACUACGGUCGGCAUCUCAAACAACUAUGGAAAGUGGAGAAACUCGCAACUCCUCACAGGAAAUUAUCGACAAAAGUGCUAUUCUAGGCGGCGGAAGGAGUAAACGACAGUGGCUAAAAAGUCCAGGGUUAUACAAAAUAGGGGCUUUGUACAUUUGUACUCGUCUGUACGUAAAUGUCUCACAGUCUUAUCUACCGCUUUACCUGAUUGAGACAAUGCGCUUUGCAAUGGAAUCUAUUGCUUUUUUUCCUUUGGUUGUACUUGUGACGGGAGUUCUGGCGAGCAGUGCUGUCAAGUCUCUCAAUAAACGACUUGGAAGCAAGAUAACCUUCUGCCUGGGUGCCAUGAUGGCUAUAAGUGCCAGCUUCUGGUUUUUUGUUCAGACUGUCGAUGGACGGACGGCUGUGUAUGCGACUGCUAUGCUUAUGGGAAGCGGUGGCUCUGUCAUGUUAGUGACAUCACAGUCUUUGAUCGCGCAGCUCAUUGGUCAGGACAAGAAAUCUGGAGCUUUUGUGUACGGUUUUAUUGGAUUCUUCGACAAAGGAGUCAGUGCGGCCGUAUUUGCCAUCAUUCAGGAAAAUAAUCCUCGAGAAAAUCAAAGCGUGGAAUGUGUCACGUGCGAUGAGUACACACGUCACGUGCAAAGCAUCGUACCAGGCGUGGUCGCUUUCCUAGCACUUUUCUGUGUCAUGGUUUUCUUUGAAUCGAUUUUCAUCUGCAAAAGAAGAGCGACGAUGUCUGACGCUGCAGUUCAAGUGAAUUUAAGUGAUGACAAAGGCGAUGAUGAAACCAGUUCAAGCGGUGUUGGCACUGCGUCCAUUACUGAGAAGGCUGAAAGUGAAGUGUUCAAUACUGGAAACGUUGAAAACAGAACAUCACAAAAAAGAACUUAUAAUUAUUCUCUGGAGUCAAGAAACUUUAACACUCCCCAGGCAACAAGGGACGGCAACGUUGCUGUGCGUUUGGCAUCUUCGUCUCUUCCUUCUCCAGUGUUAGAUCGCAGAACGAUUUUAUAAUAUACAGCGAACAGACUAUGCGUUAAAAAGGGGUUCUACUUGAUAGAAUUAGGGUGCUAUGAAGCAUGUGCGUUGAAUUGAUUGGGUCAGACAUGAUCACGGAAAUUACCAGAGCUAGGUACACGGAUAUUUCCAUCCGUUACCGAGGAUACCUUCAGCGCGAAAUGCAACAUGUGGGCUGCAACGAUAAGAUUUAGACUGAAUAGUAAGGAGACAAGGGAACAUAUCAACUUAUAUUUUUUCAUAUGAUAAUGAUGAUAUCAACUUAUAUUUUUUCAUAUGAUGAUGAUGAUGAUGAUUAUGAUUAUGAGAUACUAUGGGCCUAGAGGUGAGGUUGGCCCUUUUUUAAUUGUGAUUCAAAUGUGAGCCGCAAACGGGCGAAAACGAGUCGCGAAGGGCUCGCUUUGACUGCGAUAACAGCUUUUUUUGCUUUAGUAGCAGAAGGAAGAGAGAAAGAAAACCUUUUGGACAGAGAUUAUGGUGAGAAAGAAAGGUGAAAAAAAAGAAGUAAAAGAUUGAAAGAAAGGAAUAAUGAAAAGGGAAGGAGAAGGAGAAAGAGAAAAAGAAAGAAAGAAAGAAAAAGAAGAUAAAAUAAUGAAGAUAUAGCGCCGAAGCUUGUAUAACAAAUGAGUAUACCACGAGUUAUGCAAUUAUGCAUGGUUGCCGUUCUCAUACAUUUUAAUUUUUUCUCCCAAGGAGAAUAUAUAUCUUUUUCUUAGAGGCGUUUUCUGAGAUGAACAAGGUGAUCAAGUCGUUUAUUCUCGUAACCUUGAAUUAAUUGUCAGAUGGUAAAGAGAACAUUGAAAGUUGAUCAAAAUUAGCAUUAAAUUUUCUUUACUGUUUUCAAACAUAAUCUGUCACUUUUAUUGAAUGAAUUGAACGCUCCUGUCAUAAGCUAUACAUAUAAAAGAAUCUUUCUUGACGA